Hirsutella rhossiliensis is the source of this 1710-nucleotide messenger RNA. RefSeq names its product FAD binding domain-containing protein. Bases 1 to 1710 code for a protein of 569 amino acids. The record is from RefSeq and is a predicted model, not a curated record. The transcript has 2 exons. Gene Ontology annotation, molecular function: FAD binding; oxidoreductase activity. NCBI's taxonomy places the organism in Eukaryota, Fungi, Ascomycota, Sordariomycetes, Hypocreales, Ophiocordycipitaceae.
AUGAUCGCUGCAGCACCGUCACCACCACUGUCGUACUCACCACCACCACCAGACUGUCACCACCUGCCGGGCGACCCAGGAUGGCCGGGCCCGGGGGACUGGGACCAGUUGAACCGCACCGUCGGCGGCAGGCUAAUCGCCGGCCGGUCUCUGGCCAGUCGAUGUCACGGCCCGGGCUACGACCGAGAGGCAUGCGGCCGGAUCCAGGAGGCGUGGACGAAGCCGGCUACCUACUUUGAUGACCCGGUUCACGUCAUGGCGCCGUACUGGCUCAACAGCUCGUGCAGCCCCUUUACCGCGCCCAAUGCCUCGUGCAGCCUGGGCAACAUGGCGUCGUACGCCGUCAGAGUCGGCAGCGCGCACGAUGUCGCGGCAGGCUUCAAGUUCGCCCGCGACCACAACAUUCGCGUCACCGUCAAGAACACGGGCCACGACUUCAUCGGCCGCUCCGCCGGUCGGGGGUCGCUGGCCCUGUGGACGCACCACCUCAAGGCCAUCGAGUUCCUCGACUACAGCGGGCCCCGGUACCGCGGUCCGGCCGUGCGUGUCGGCGCCGGCGUGCAGUUCUUCGAGCUGUACCGCGCGGCGGCCCGGCGUGGGCUCCGGGUCGCCGGCGGAUACUGCCCCACAGUCGGCAUCGCCGGCGGCUACGUGCAGGGCGCCGGCCACGGCCCGCUCGGCGCCACGUACGGGCUCGCUGCCGACAACACGCUCGAGUUUGAGGUGGUGACGACCGGCGGCCGCCGGCUCGCCGUCUCCCCGUCGCGGCAUCCGGAUCUGUUCUGGGCCCUCAGUGGCGGCGGCGGCGGCACCUAUGCCGUCGUCGUCUCGGCCACGGUCAAGGCUCACCCCGACGGCCGCGUCGCCGGCGCAUCCCUGACCAUCCGCAACGACAACGACGAUGCCUUCUGGUCGGCCGUUGGCGCCUGGCACAGGCACCUCCUGGUCCUCGACCGCAUCCCCGGCUUCACCACCGCCUGGGGCGUCACCAACACGACCUUUAGCAUCCAGCCCGCAACUUGGUCCGGCGCCGACGCCGCCUCCAUGGCCGCGGUCCUGGGUCCAUUCCUGCAGGAGCUUCGGGCCCUCAACGUGACGCCCGUGGCCUUUGAGACGAGCGACAAUGCCACAUUCUACGACCACUACGUGCACUACACGGACCAGAUGCCCUACGGGCCGUAUCCCACAAACGACAUCAUCGGAGGGCGCCUGAUCCCGCGCUCGGCCGUGCGGCACAACUUAGCGGGCCUGGUGGCUGCUCUUCGCGCCGCGGCCAACUCGUCGCGGCUGCCGUCGAUCCGCAUCAACGGCAUCGCAGCCAACGUGACGCGCGCUCGCAGCGGCACCGUCGAGGGCUCCAACGCGGUGCUACCCGCCUGGCGCGACUCGCUAUACUGGCUCAACACGGACGUCGUCGUGGACCCGGCCUCGCCGCCCGCUGAGCUGCGCCGGAUCCAGACCGAAGUCAACCGCAUACAGGACACGUUCCGGCGCCUGACGCCCAGGAGCGGGGCGUACGCGAACGAGGCCACCUUUGACAACCCGAACUGGAAGGCCGAUUACUAUGGCCGCAACUACGACAGGCUGCUAGCGGUGAAGCGUAGGUAUGAUCCGAGUCUGGCCUUGUACGCCCAUACGUCGGUCGGAAGCGACGGCAUGACCGUGGCCGCCGAUGGGAGGUUGUGCAAGGCUCGUCAUAUCUUCCAUUGA